Molecule: messenger RNA, 1674 nt
Organism: Salarias fasciatus (jewelled blenny)
Lineage: Eukaryota; Metazoa; Chordata; Actinopteri; Blenniiformes; Blenniidae
Product: bile salt-activated lipase-like
Exons: 11
Coding region: 1-1674 (557 amino acids)
Molecular function (GO): cholinesterase activity
Source: RefSeq, a predicted model, not a curated record
AUGGCGAAGCUGGAGAUUCUGGUUCUUGUUGCUGUUGCUGUAUUCCUGGAGACGGUCUCUGCGACCUCUCUGGGGGUGGUGACCACAGAGGGAGGAAGGGUGCAGGGCGAGAACUUUAGCGUUGGGUACCGUCGUUAUGUUGAUCGCUUCAGGGGGAUUCCCUUUGCUGCUCCUCCCAAGAGGUUCGAGAAACCUCAGCGUCACCCUGGCUGGGAUGGUACAUUGAAGGCUACGGCAUUCGCGAGGAGAUGCCUUCAGUUGAACCUUCUCCAGAUUGACACAAUGGGCGAUGAAGACUGUCUCUACCUUAACAUCUGGGUUCCUCAUGGCACUACAGUGUCCACCAAUCUGCCCGUCAUGGUCUGGAUCUAUGGAGGUGCCUUCCUGCUUGGAGGGUCAAUGGGUGCCAACUUCUUGGAUAUCUAUCUGUACGACGGGCAGGAGCUUGCAGACAGAGGAAAUGUUAUCGUGGUGACACUGGGCUACCGUGUGGGAUCUCUGGGCUUCCUGAGUACAGGAGACUCCAGCAUGCCCGGAAAUUAUGGUCUGUGGGACCAGCAGGCUGCCAUUGCCUGGGUUUACAGGAACAUUCGUGCAUUUGGAGGAAAUCCCAGCAACAUCACUGUCUUUGGAGAGUCUGCAGGAGGAGCUAGUGUUAGCUUCCAGACUUUGACUCCUCACAACAAAGGAAUGAUCCGCAGAGCCAUCUCCCAGAGUGGCGUCGCCCUCUGUCCGUGGGCGGUUAACAGAAACCCCCGCGAGUAUGCAGAGCAGGUUGCUCGCAAGGUCAACUGUCCCACCGAUAGCAGAAUGGCAGCCUGUUUGAAGAUGGCUGAUCCAAAGGCCCUGACAUUGGCAGGCUCGAUCGACAUUAUCAGUUCCCCAGACAAGCCCAUUGUGAACAACUUGGUCCUGGCUGCCACCAUCGACGGCGACUUCCUGCCGGAUGAGCCUCAGAACUUGUUCCACAACGCAGCAGCGAUCGACUACAUCGCUGGAGCCAACGACAUGGACGGACAUCUUUUCAUUGCCUUAGAUGUUCCCUCCAUCAACUCUCAGCUGGUGGACACUGACCCUAAUGACGUGAAGAGAGUGCUGGCUGCUUUCACGAAGGAGAAGGGCAGUAUUGGUGCCACUAAGGCGUACUCCACCUACACCUCACACUGGGGAAGCAAUCCCAGCAGGGAGACCAUCAAGAAAACUGUCGUGGCCAUUGGAACAGACUACACCUUCCUGAUUCCUACUCAGACUGCUCUUUAUCUUCACGCUGAAGCAGCCACAACUGGACGCACAUACUCCUAUCUCUUUUCUGAGCCCAACCGUAUGGGCGGUCUUCUCUCGCCGUACCCCAGCUGGAUGGGAGCCGAUCACACUGACGACUUGCAGUUUGUGUUCGGAAAGCCUUUCUCCACACCACUGGGAUACUGGGACAGCCACCGCAACCUCUCCGGCUACAUGAUUGCCUACUGGACCAACUUUGCCAAAACUGGGGACCCCAACAGUGGAGGCCUGAGUGUGCCUGUCACUUGGCCCAGAUUCAACAGCAACACACACCAGUUCUUGGAACUCAAUCAUGAUACAAACUCGAAGUCUGUUGGAAAUCAGCAGAGGCUGACCUAUGUGCAAUUCUGGACCCGCGACCUGCAAAGCCUGCCCACAGUCGCCUCAGAAUAA